Candida albicans SC5314 is the source of this 2079-nucleotide messenger RNA. RefSeq lists its product as uncharacterized. Lineage: Eukaryota; Fungi; Ascomycota; Pichiomycetes; Serinales; Debaryomycetaceae. The record is from RefSeq and is a predicted model, not a curated record. Bases 1 to 2079 code for a protein of 692 amino acids. The transcript has a single exon.
AUGGUCUUCGCAAGUGACGACGUUGAUCUUUUCGUUGGAUUAAUAAAACUUCCAUCUGAAAUCAUUUCUACAAUUAUAAGUUACACCCUCAAGUGCAGAUUACCAGAAUUAUUAUAUUUCCCUCCAAUUAGAGAAAUAGUGGCUACUGAAAUUUUAACAAAUGUAUACAUUAGAAAAAGAAUUUUUAGACACAGGGACGACCUUGAAGUGUCUUAUGAGGGUUUUGAUUUCUGUGACUGCGACCACCUCGAUAUUAAAGUCAAUAAUUUGAAACAAGGUAUUCGUCAGUGGAAUAUAUUCCCAAAAUCCAUUAGUAUAGACAGCGAGGUCGAACUAAGUGAUGUUGUGAACACUUUUCCUGAAAUUUUAAUGGAUGCUCUGAGUAUCAAGUGUUAUUUUGAUUGGAAAUGCAAUCUGGACCAGGAAAACCUAUUACGGCUAUUUUCGAGGUUCAAAAUCAGGCUUGACAACUUCCAUUUUUCUCAUUCAUCAUAUCCAUUCAAAAUACCUCCUAUUGCCACACACAUUAGCCUACAUUGCUCUUCAUUGACUGAUUAUGCAAUCCCCAAUGUAAAGAAGUUUAACAUUCACGCAGCCUCUAAUGUUGUGAGAAACCAAACAUUCACCUUUUCUCCUGAUUUAGAAGAUUUGGAUAUUUAUACUGACCAGUCAAUUCAAGUGAUUGUACCUCCAAACUUACGGAGACUAAACAUACGCACAAUUAAUGGUCUAACAAAUUUGGUAUUCAAAGAAAUGCCCAAUUUAGAGUAUUUACUACUUCAAUUACCAAAUAUUCAGUCUUUUGACGCGGCAGAAAUAAUUGCUCCCAAUUUACAAAGACUAACCUUGUCUUCUUGUGAAAAGUUGUUUAAUUUUGAUGGUUUGCGAAAAUUUCAACAUUUAAAGGAAUUAAAAAUAGAAAAUAGUAAUUAUCCCAUGGAUUUGUUUAAUGAAGGUUAUUUUCCUGAGCUAGAAAAGUUGUUGUAUUGUCAUUGUAAGUUUCCAGAGUUAGAGGAUCCUAACAACUCAUUAUUAACCUUUUCUCCAAAUUUGAAAGAAUUAGAAAUAAGUAAUUAUCGUUUUCAAAAGGACAUGUUAGGCAGUUUGGUAUUCCCUCCUACAUUAACAGUUUUACGUCUUGAUAGCUUAAUAUUUAAUUAUGAUUAUUUGGGUGCAAACUUAAAAUAUAUCCAUGUUCGUACUUCAAAAAUUACAUGCAAAAGUGACUUUAGAAUCCCGCAUAUGGCUCAAUAUUUUAUCUUGGAUGCCAAUUAUUUAAUUCUUGAAAGUUUGGAUUUUAUGUAUCAUUUGCCGACUAGUCUUGCAUACUUGCAUUUGAUUGCCCAAGAGCUGGGAAAGAUGAAUCCUGCCACCCAAUUGAUUGCAUGGCCAUUAAAGUUGCGUGAUUUUGCUCUCGAAAAUUUAAAAAUUGACCAUUAUACAUUAGAGUCGUUGAACUUGAAGCACUCUAGGCUUGAAGUAAUUAAAAUUGAUAAAGGAAAUGUCAAAACAUUAGAAACUGAUUUAUUUCCUGUUACUGUUAAAGAUCUUACUUUAAAAGAAAUGGGAAUUGAGAAGUUACCAGAUUCGUUUGAAAAUUUGGAAAAUCUAUGCGUAUUGUCUUUUGAGGGAAAUCAAUUGAGAGAAGUGGAUCCUGUACAAUUGCCAAUGGCAACAUUGGAACUUUUGAAUGUGUUUAAUUGCAACCUUCGUUUCAUAUCGCCAUUUUUAGUUUCGAUGUUGAAUGAUAAGUAUAAAAAUGUUAAACUAAGAGUAAACGCUUGUGGAAAUUUGAAUGUCAGUGUUAUUGAUAUCAGAAGGGCAUUAAAAGCAAUCAAGGGCCUUUCAUUAUAUGUCACUGAACUCGAUAAAACUUUGAUUGAAAUAUCCAAGCAUUCUUCUCGUUUAAAAUGUAUACCCGAGUACAUCGAUCCCCUCUUGAAAGGAUCUCAAACCGACGAUCUUUAUAAUGGGAGUGAAUUUAGCCUGGAUGAAGAAUCCGAUAGUACUGUUGCAAGGAAAAGAAGAAAGACUUUUCCUGACUUUUUUACUUGGGGUAAUGGGGUUAACCUUGGGUAA